AUGGAGUACCUGAAAAUCAAAAGAGAGCGUGCUAGUGAAAGCAUCCAUCAGCUGAAAUAUGCCUUGGAGGAAAGAGAGUUUGCAGAGGGUGAGGGUGAAGCUGGAUUGGACCAGUCCUCUCUGGACAGGGGUGAUGAUGAGAGGGGGAAUUCUGCUUGGCAGGAACUGCAGCACAGUCAUGCAGUUAAUCAACUUAAAACUUUGUUGCAACAUCAGGAGAGAAUGGAAAGUGAAGCCUCCCUGUCCAGGAGGAGGAUGUCAUUCUCUAACCCCCCAGAAGCUGCAACUGAGGAAUUACCUGCCCUUUCUGAUCUUGUUCCUAUAAUCAACGAUCAGUCCCAGUACAUUAACCACUUAGAAGCAGAAGUGAAGUUCUGCAAGGAGGAAUUGUCUGGGAUGAAAGAUCAAAUACGAGUAGUUGUACUUGAAAAUGAGGAACUCCAUCAGAAACUGAAAUUUUUAUCAGCAGAAUACACAUUGAGAGAACAAAGUCUUCUAGAUGCCUCAGCAAAUACUCAGAGCUCCUGGCACGUAGAUGGUAAAGACUGUAGUGUACUUCAGCCUGUCACCUCAUCACCAGCAUGUAACAAAAAGCAGGCUUUGGCCUCGGCAGCUGUUGGAGAUACACAAAAAUGGCACGUAGAACUGGAGAAACUGAAACUUCUUUAUCAAGAAAAGGUCAAUAUCCUUGAUGCGCAGAUACAGUCUCUAAGAAAAGAUCUCUCAGAAUCUCAGAAGACAUGCCAAGAUUUGGAAGGAAGGCUGAAACACCAGAAGUCACUCAUUUCAGCUGCAAAUUCCAGUCGGGUUGGUGGUCUGUGUCUGAAAUGUGCACAACACGAGGCUGUUCUUGCACAGACUCAUUCUAAUGUUCAUAUGCAGACCAUUGAGAGGAUUACAAAAGAAAGAGAUGAUUUAAUGGAUGCGCUCGUUUCAGUGAGACGGAACCUGAGAGACAUGCAGCACAGAGAGUCUAACGCUUAUGAGCAAGUGAAACAAGCUGUGCAAAUGACAGAAGAGGCCAAUUUGGAAAAAACAAAGGCUCUAGUCCAGUGUGAGCAGCUGAAAAGUGAGAUGGAGCGGCAGAAGAAUCGUCUUGAAAAGGAAUUAGUUGCCCAGCUAAAUAAGAGGACUGAUGAAAAAGAAGCACUGCGGGAAGAAAUGAAGAAAGAAAGGGAGGAUUUGGCAGCAAUGGUGACAGCCAUGUCUGAGAAUGUGGCCACGUUAGAGGCUCAGGUGGAGAGAAUUACAAGGGAGAAGAACUCACUAGCUAACCAGUUAGAAGAAACGCAGCAUCAACUUUCGUCUCAUGAAAUGGAGAUGAAUAAGGUGUGUGGAGAAAUGCGCUAUCAGUUGAAUCAAACCAAAAUGAAGAAGGAUGAGGCAGAAAAGGAGCUCAGAGAGUACAGAACAAAAACUAUAAGGGAGCUUGAAAUUAAGGACCAGAAAAUAGAAAAACUGGGGUUAGAGCUGAAUGGAAACAAACAGCGUUUGGAACAAGCCCAGCAGGAUGCAACAGGAGCCAGAGAGGAGUGCCUAAGACUGACAGAACUGCUGAGUAAAUCUGAGCACCAACUGCACCUCACCAGAUUGGAGAAAGAGAAUAUUCAGCACAGCAUUAGCAAUGAAGCAAAGGCCCAAGCCCUUCAGGCCCAGCAAAGAGAGCAGGAGCUGACACAGAAGAUGCAGCAAAUGGAGGCCCAGCAUGAGAACUCACUCACAAUAAAUGAACUAGAUUCAUUGCUGGCCUCCCAGAAUACGUUCAUAGCAAAAUUAAAGGAAGAAUGUUGUAUGUUGGCAAGGAAGUUGGAGCAAAUAUCAGAAAAAUACAGAUCUGAAGUCAACCAGCUUAGUCAGGAAAAAGAGUAUCUUCAUGGCAGAUUGGAGAAGAUGCAGAAAAGGAAUGAUGAAUUGGAGCAACAAUGUAUCCAGCAUGGGAGAAUGCAUGAGAGGAUGAAGUCGAGGCUGUACCAGCUUGACAAGCACUGCCAGGCCACUGCCCAGCAGCUAGUGGAGUUACUCAACAAACAGAAUCAGCUCUUCAAAGAGAAGCAGAUGCUUACAGAAGAGGUGCAGUUUCUGCGAACACAGGAAAGAAAAUGGGAUGCAGAUCUCAAACAAGCCACAGAUGGAAUCAAGUAAAAACCUGGAUGGAUAGAGAAAUGAACAGAAGAAGAACUCACCCACAGGCCAAAGCGACACAGAUCAUAAAUGCAGCACAGCUCUACAGACCACAGACUACUUCAAAACUCAUCUUUCUUUAUCCUGCAGUUCUCCUCUGUACCGGUCUGAAACUUGGCCUUAUUUGAAGCUCAUCCAAAACAACAUUUGCAGCAGAGAGAGACGCCCUUGCUAACUAACUGCAACUGAUUUGUAGUUGAUUUUUAACUACAGAAUGUAAAUAUUUUCAAACAUUAAAAGCCUACCACACUUUUAAGGAAAGCACCUAAUAUAAGACUCUUCUGAAAAGGCCAGACUUGCAAUCCAGUUUUAACAGCUCUUUCUUACCGUCAUAAUUUGCACAAUUUUUUAUAAAUACUUUUGUCUAUUUUUGUAAUAACAUUUGUGUAUUAUUUACUUAUGGAAAGCCUAAUAAACUUAAUUUGAUUCUUUUUUUUUUCCUGGCUAUUCUUUUUGCAUUCAAGGGAAUGUGUGCGUGUGGGGUGGGGAGGAGAGGGGCUGUAAGCACAAGUCACACUGGCCUUGUGUUCAUAAUCUCAUUACCAGAAUCUACCUGGGAAACUUUAUUUGUACAUGACAUUCAUCACUUUUAUACAAAAGUGAGAGACUAACAAUGAUGUAACCAUCAGAAAAAAACGCAAGAAUGACAGAAAUACCUCCAGACUGUGUGGAAUAAUUUCCAUAGGAAGGUUUUCCCUUGAAAAUGUUCACUGUAUACAGCUUUGGAGACAAAGGAACCCUUAGUGAGGGCUGAUACAUGAAUGAGGUGCCUGGCUGUCAUGACUUUUAAGUGAUUCUACGACUUUGCCAUUUGCAAAUAUUUAUCUAUCAUCUGUCUCAGGGAUGAGCAUCAGCUGAACCUGAGUUCAGCUUCAAACUACUGAAUUCAAAAUAUUUUGAGGAUUUUUUUUGCCGCUUAACUUCAUAAUCCUGUUUGGAAAGUAACUCUUAAAAACACUAGACUGUGUCAGAAAGAACACAGCUGGAUCUUUUGUUGAAUAAGUGUACAGUAAGUAUAUAAGAAAAAAAGUUCUCCAUCUAGUACCCUCAGUGUAUCAAUCAGACCAGCUG
Struthio camelus australis is the source of this 3252-nucleotide messenger RNA. The record is from RefSeq and is a predicted model, not a curated record. NCBI's taxonomy places the organism in Eukaryota, Metazoa, Chordata, Aves, Struthioniformes, Struthionidae.